AUGAUGUUGGCCGUUUUCACACAUCUUACCGGCUUCGGUACGUCGCGCAAAGCUCCCGCAAGGACAACAUCUUCCAGGCUCGAUUUCCCGGUUCUCGCACGAAAUUGCACCAAGAAGACACUGUCCUUGCAGGAUCUUUGCGUGACAUACCAGAGCCGUUCAGAGGCAGGAAUUGCAAAGGAAGAAAAGGAGUCUUUGUGCCAUCUCGUGGACAAUGGCCGCUAUGACUACUGCUCCCCCAAGAAAGAGCCAAAAGGCAGCUAUGAACACCUGGCAGUCACUCCAGGUUCUGGAGUAAGUGCUUGGUUUGACUUCCCUACUUGGUGGUGGUGGUGGGGAGAAGGGGGAAAGGCCUGGGACAACCGCCUCUUGGCCUGCGUCCGGAGAAGUGGCUCGCUCGUGGCAGCAGAAGGGAACAUGCUCAACUAUUCCGGAGAUGACAUCUCUGUUGAGUAUUCCUACACUUACGAUGAAAUUGACCCAAAGACGGCCCCAUGCCCUCAAAGUGAGAUGGGCACCUUCACACGCUACUUCAGCCCUGUGGUGUUGUCUGUGGUCUUUGUGGUGGGCCUGGUCGGGAACGGGUUGGUGCUGGCCGUCCUGGGCAGACGUCGUUGCCCUUGGCUCUUGGCUGACUGUUACCUCUUCCAGUUGGCUUUGGCCGAUAUCCUUCUUGUGCUGGCUCUCCCCUUCUGGGCUGUAGAGUUCACCCAGGGUUGGGUCUUUGAAAAGGGCUUCUGCAAAUUCUUAGGGGCGCUCUCGUCCAUGAACAGCUACAGCACCGUCUUUCUCCUGGCCUGCAUUAGCGUGGAACGUUACCUGGCAAUUGUCCACGCCGUACUGCUGCAGCACCGCUGGAAGCUUUUCCACACUUGCUUGUCCUCUGCUGUUCUCUGGGUAAUCUGCUGUGGCCUCUCUGCGGUGGAGUUGCACUUCUACACCGUGUCCUUCAUCUCCCAGGCAGAGCGGUUUAUCUGCCAUCUGGGAUUCGAGGCCCAGGAGGCUGAGUCUUGGCGCCUGGGAUUGCGCCUCACUUCUUUCCUCCUUGGCUUCUUGUUGCCGGUCCUGGUGAUGUCGUUCUGCUACGGCCGAAUUUUCGUCAGGCUGCAGCGUGCCCGCGUGUUCGGCAAGUUGCCGGCCUUACGCUUGUUGCUGGUGAUCUUGGUCCUUUUCGUUGUCUCCUGGGCUCCUUUCCACGUCUUCCGCCUCAUGGAUAGCCUGCGACGUCAAGGCCACUUUGGGCGAGACUGUGCCUGGGGGAAGGCACUGGAUUACGGAUUGUUGUUCACACAAAGUCUAGGCCUGGUCCAUUGCUGUCUCAACCCUUUGGUGUAUGCUUUUAUGGGCGUCAAGUUCCGAAGGGAGCUUUCUAGGCUGUGGCAUAGACAGGACACGAGUGAGGGACACAGGGCAAGCAUUUUCAGCUGCGAGUACAGCCAAGCCACGGAGCACAUCACGGUCCAAGGUAUAGACUAUGAUUAUUCCAUCAUGAUGUGA
Eublepharis macularius is the source of this 1497-nucleotide messenger RNA. Its product is annotated as C-X-C chemokine receptor type 3-2-like. Gene Ontology annotation, biological process: G protein-coupled receptor signaling pathway; immune response. Gene Ontology annotation, cellular component: membrane. The transcript has 4 exons. Gene Ontology annotation, molecular function: G protein-coupled receptor activity. The record is from RefSeq and is a predicted model, not a curated record. The coding region runs from base 1 to 1497 and encodes 498 amino acids. NCBI's taxonomy places the organism in Eukaryota, Metazoa, Chordata, Lepidosauria, Squamata, Eublepharidae.